AUGGUUUAUCAAAGCUAUGACAAUAAUGAUUUGGUUAAUGGUUCUAAUAACCAAAAUCCUAAUCUUGUUCUUUAUUCAAACGGAGAAACAAAUUUUACUGGCUCGGCUCCUAUUCAAAACAAUCAAAAUGCCAA
Messenger RNA from Entrophospora candida, 134 nucleotides. Lineage: Eukaryota; Fungi; Glomeromycota; Glomeromycetes; Entrophosporales; Entrophosporaceae. The record is from the annotation of a GenBank genome assembly.